This is a messenger RNA of Dromiciops gliroides (monito del monte), 6327 nucleotides long. RefSeq names its product tripartite motif containing 37 (gene TRIM37). Gene Ontology annotation, biological process: negative regulation of centriole replication; protein autoubiquitination. The record is from RefSeq and is a predicted model, not a curated record. Lineage: Eukaryota; Metazoa; Chordata; Mammalia; Microbiotheria; Microbiotheriidae. Bases 488 to 3424 code for a protein of 978 amino acids. Gene Ontology annotation, molecular function: ubiquitin protein ligase binding; ubiquitin protein ligase activity; zinc ion binding. The transcript has 24 exons. Gene Ontology annotation, cellular component: aggresome; peroxisome.
CCACCACCACCUUAGCCCCUAGCUGCCCUGGUUACCGUUGGUGCCUCGGUACUCCCCUCUCAUAGCCCCGCGACACUACUUAGCUGGGGUAGAGCCGUUCGUCCCUGUCACGUGGGACGGGGGUAGGGAGCCGCAGAAGGGGCUCGCGCUUGGUCACUUGCUCUCUCGUUCGCCCGCUCGGCCCCGUGCUCGGGCUCGCCGGCUGGGCUGGGCUGAACGGGACGCGCGGGGCCGGCUGACUGGAGAAGGGAGUAGCGCCCGGGUGGGGCGCGCGCGGAUAAAAAUGGCGAAAUGGGGUUAGGCGGCGUGGAAGCAGGAGCGACGGGGCGCCGAGGUGGGACCGGGUACACCCGAGCUCCGUAAUCCUCACCCCGGGCAUCUUGCUGUUCUCUCUGGCAACCGGACCUGGCGACCUGGUUCUGACACCUGGUGGGGGAGAAGGACGGACUCCGCGGGGUACCGCGGGGCCUGGCGGGAGCUGGAGGCAAUGGAUGAACAGAGUGUGGAGAGUAUUGCUGAGGUUUUCCGAUGUUUCAUUUGUAUGGAGAAAUUACGUGAUGCACGUCUAUGUCCACAUUGCUCCAAGCUUUGUUGUUUCAGCUGCAUUCGGCGUUGGCUGACAGAACAGAGAGCUCAAUGUCCUCAUUGUCGUGCUCCCCUUCAGCUCCGAGAACUGGUAAACUGUCGUUGGGCAGAAGAGGUUACCCAACAGCUUGACACCCUUCAACUUUGUAGUCUCACCAAACAUGAAGAAAAUGAAAAGGACAAGUGUGAAAAUCACCAUGAGAAGCUUAGUGUGUUCUGCUGGACUUGUAAGAAAUGUAUCUGCCAUCAGUGUGCACUUUGGGGAGGAAUGCAUGGUGGACACACUUUUAAACCUUUGGCGGAAAUUUAUGAGCAACAUGUCACUAAAGUGAAUGAAGAGGUAGCAAAACUUCGUCGACGACUCAUGGAAUUAAUAAGCUUGGUUCAAGAAGUGGAAAGAAAUGUAGAAGCAGUACGAAGUGCAAAGGAUGAACGUGUUCGAGAAAUUAGGAAUGCAGUGGAGAUGAUGAUUGCACGUUUAGAUACUCAGCUGAAGAAUAAACUCAUAACAUUAAUGGGUCAAAAGACAUCUCUGACACAAGAAACAGAACUUUUGGAAUCUCUACUCCAGGAGGUGGAACAUCAGCUGCGCUCAUGUAGUAAGAGUGAAUUAAUCUCUAAAAGCUCAGAGAUCCUCAUGAUGUUUCAGCAGGUUCAUAGAAAGCCCAUGGCAUCCUUUGUUACAACUCCAGUUCCACCAGAUUUUACAAGUGAAUUAGUGCCAGCUUAUGAUUCAACUACCUUUGUUUUAGAGAACUUCAGCACUUUGCGCCAGAGAGCAGAUCCUGUUUACAGUCCACCUCUUCAAGUUUCGGGACUUUGCUGGAGGCUCAAGGUUUACCCAGAUGGAAAUGGAGUUGUGCGUGGUUAUUACCUCUCUGUAUUCCUGGAACUCUCAGCUGGAUUGCCAGAAACUUCCAAAUAUGAGUACCGUGUUGAGAUGGUUCAUCAGUCCUCCAAUGAUCCUGCCAAGAAUAUCAUUCGAGAAUUUGCAUCUGAUUUUGAAGUUGGAGAAUGCUGGGGUUAUAAUAGAUUUUUUCGUUUGGACUUACUUGCAAAUGAAGGCUAUUUGAACCGGCAAAAUGAUACAGUAAUUUUAAGAUUUCAAGUGCGUUCACCAACUUUCUUCCAAAAAUGCCGGGACCAACAUUGGUAUAUUACUCAAUUGGAAACUGCCCAAACUAGCUAUAUCCAACAAAUUAAUAAUCUUAAAGAGAGACUUACCAUUGAACUUUCCCGUUCCCAAAAAUCAAGAGGCAUGUCACCACCAGACACUCACCUUAGCCCUCAAAAUGGUGAUGGUCUUGAGAUGAGAGCUAAGAAAGCAGGAUCAAGUUGUGAAUUACUUCUUGAGGGUAUACCUGCUACAGCUUCAGUAAGAGAGGCCAAAGAUGAUGAAGAGGAUGAAGAAAAGAUCCAACAUGAAGAUUAUAAUCAUGAGCUUUCAGAUGGAGAUCUGGAUAUAGAUCUUGUUGGAGAAGAUGAAGUAAACCAUUUAGAUGGUAGCAGUUCUUCUGCCAGUUCAACAGCUACUAGUAAUACUGAAGAAAAUGAUAUUGAUGAAGAAACUAUGUCUGGGGAAAAUGAUGUGGAAUACAGUAAUAACAUGGAAUUAGAAGAGGGAGAACUCAUGGAAGAUACAACUGCUGCUGGAGCUUCAGGCAGUAGCCAUGGUUAUGCAAGUGCAAGCCGCAGAGCUUCAAGGCGAGCUGGAAAUACAGGGUCUACAGCUAGUAGCAGUUUAUUAGAUAUUGAUCCCUUAAUUUUAAUACACUUGUUGGACCUUAAGGACCGGAGCAGUAUGGAAAAUUUAUGGGGCUUACAGCCUCGUCCACCUGCUUCACUGCUACAGUCCACAGCCUCAUAUACCCGAAAAGAUAAAGAUCAAAGGAGACAACAGGCAAUGUGGCGAGUGCCUCCAGACUUGAAGAUGCUGAAGAGACUCAAAACACAAAUGGCUGAAGUGAGAAGCAAGAUGUCUGAUGUCAAAAACCAACUAUCAGAAGUAAGAAGCAGCAAUGCUGGGUCCUGUGAUGUCCAGUCCAACUCUUUUUCUGCUGAUCAGGUAUCUUUGGCUGCCUGUACGACAGAAAGCUGUGGCAAAUUACAGGAUCUGGGAAUGGAACUUCUGACCAAGUCAUCAGUUACAAGUUGUUACAUCAGGAAUUCCACAAAUAAGAAAAGUAAUUCUCCCAAACCUACUCGAUCUGGUACAGCUGGAAGUUUGUCACUAAGAAGAGCAGUGGAUUGUGGGGAAAACAAUCAUCGCCCAAAGGGAGACUGUCAGACUUCCUCUGAAGGGUGCCCUGGAAGCUCACAGUCUGGUAACAGACAUAGCCCACCCCGGGCCUUGACUCAUGGCAACAUCUGUGAGGUGCUGCCCAAAACAGAAGACAGACAGUGUGAAGUUUUGGAUCCAGAUGUUCUGAUUGUUGCAGGUUUAAAUGGCUUACCUGUUAUGGAGAAGACAAGAAAAAUGGUCACAAUGGGGUCUAAUGCUAAAGGAUGUCGCAUAGAAGGAACACCAAUUGCUGAUAUGGAAAACAAUUCUGAAACUGGGGAGUUACAAGCCAUACUUCCUGAAGGGGCUUCAGCUGUGCCUGAAGAAGUUCUCUGUCAGAAACAUGUUCUUAGACUCCUACCAGGAAUGAGCAGUGAUAGUGAUGUUGAGUGUGACACUGAAAAUGAAGAGCAGGAAGAGAAUGCUCCUUUGGAUGGAUUUAAUGACUCCUUCUUGGGACAGCCCUCAGGAGAAGAUACAUGUUCCAGUUUUCCUGAAGGUGAUCAAAUAGGCCCUGAAGACCUCAGUUUCACCACUGGCGAGAGCAGUGGAAGGUAAUUGCCAAACCAAGGGUAUUGGCUUUGAGUUAAGGUGACCCUGAAAUUUGCAGUAGAUGGUGACUGAAGUUUCUCGUCAGAGCCAGGAAUGAUCGAAUGUGAUCUUUGUUUGCUGCCACUCUCUCCACCUGCAAUGUUAUUCCUGAAACCGUGACAGAAGGGUGUGGAUUGAGUGCAUACUGCAGAGAAGAAUCAGUAUGGGAAGAGUUAUAUGUGUAACACAAUGAUAGAGUAGUUCUAGAAGUUAAUAAACAACCUGCAUUCACAAAUGGCAGUUUUUCUACAACUGAAAGGAGAUAAAUUGCCAGAAAUUAUUUCCAUCUUCCUAUCUUGUUUGGUGCAUGCACUCAUUAACCUACUCAGUGUUGAUACUGUCCCUUUGGUGUUCUCUUCAGUAUCUGUGUUUAGAUGACCACCUUCCUACUGAUAGCAUUUAAUCAGCAGUUUAUUCAUGCCUGUUAUUUAGUGACCAAGAAAAAAUUACUUAGGAAUAGAUUUUGUACUACAGGCUCUUUAUGUGAAUAAGUGGAAUAACCCUAACCACCCUCUGAUGGGGCAGAUUGACUGAUGGGAACUAAUUGGAUUGCUUUCGUUUGAAAAUGCAGGUGCCCUAAUCUAGUUGCACAAAGUGAUUGCAUUGUGCAGCUUUUUUCAUAGGUCAUUUGUGACCUCUUGGAGAAUUAGGCAAAUUUGAGAAGGUUUUCCUCUUAGUGCUCUCUACUCUUAGAAAACGGUAUAGUCAUAGCUCCUACUCUUUUAAGUGUUGAUCCCUAGUUAGAGGAUUCAGGUAAUUCCAUUUCUUUUGUCUCUUAACAUGUUUAACAGAUAUUGAGAAAAUCUCCCUGACUCUGUUUUCAUUAAUUUAAUUUUCUGUAGAUUUAAAGGUUCAAAAAUGUUAGUGAUUGUCAAAUCCUAGUGUAGAAUUUUCUUCCUUUUCUCAUUUUUGGACCAAUUUUGGGAGAAAGUAAUUGCCAAACUUAUCCUUGAGGAAUGGUGUUUGUAUUUGAGCUGCUACACUGACUGUGAAAACUACAUUGAAAAUUGAGUAAGAGGCUACUGAAAAGGAUAAAUAACUGUAUAUAAAUGUUUGAAAGGAAGGCUUUUAAUCUCAUGUUUUAGCUAAUGAAAAUUGCUUUUUGGUGUUGUGUUAUCAUUCAUGGUUCUUUGUUCAAAACAGUUUGCACUUUUUGUUAAUAAAAUGACCUUGAGAAAAUGUAGUGCUUAUGGUUAUUGAAGAAGUCAGAAGGCAUGUUCUCCUCUAGUCACCUGGAUUAAAAGCUUCUUUGCUUUGUGUAUGUUGAGUAAGCACAUAAGGAGGUGAGGAGUAUUUUCUAAGUCUGUGAUGUAGCUACUUACUGCAAGAGUCUCAUUGAGCUAGAUAGACAUAAUCUAGGGCCUAGCUUCUUAAACUGUGGAUCUUGACCUCUUAUGACACAUAUAACUAAAUGUGGGGGUUGUGAAAAAUUUAUCAACAGUAAAAGGGCCCGCGCGCGUGCACAUACACCCUGUUUUAUAUGCCUGUAUACCUGGGGUCAUGUAAAAAUUUCUCAGGCACAAGUGGAAAAAGUUUAAGAAGAAGCCCUGCUCUAAGCAAUAUAAUCCUAAGGCCUGGAAGUUACUCAUUAUUUUCUUUGCACUAUUUUCACUCUAUAGUUAAUAUGUUCUUUUCAUGGGGUUAUUUUGCAAAAUAUUACAGAUAGACUCAUGUUUUUAGUUCAUUAGAUUCAGAUUUUGCCUUCAAUACAUUUUGGCUCGUAGGUACUUUAACUGUGUCUUCUCUCCACACACAUACAUAUAUAUAAUAUAUUUACAUAUACAUUCUACAUGUAUGUAUGUCAUCUAGAUAAUAGAUGACAAACUUUACACAACAAUUCAUCAUCAUCUUCCAAAGCUACUCUUUUUCUGAAAAAAUAAAACUGACUGGCUAGAGGAGGAUUAAAACAAAAUGUAAUCAAAUGCAAUUCUCUCCCCCCCCCCCCCAAAUAUAGCUGACUACUCAAUUAGUUGUCUGGGUCUUUCAUAAUUGUUGGGCAAAUUAUGACUUGAUCUCUGUUUAUUCUAGCAUUGAUUGCUUAUCCAUGCAGUUUACAUUCAUCAGAUUUCUCAUAAUUGUAGAGAUAACUGACACUUACACACUACUUAACAAUUAAGAGAACAUUCUUAUAUGCAUGUGUGUGUGUGUGUGUGGGGGAGUUUAUAUCUAUUCUCCUUUGUUCCUCACGAUAGUCUUGUGAGGUAGAAGUAGUGAUGUUAUUAUCCCUAUUCUUAUAGAGGAGAGAACUAGAGUUUAGAGAGACUAUUAGCUUGCUUAAAGUGUGGCAGCUAGUGUAAGUGUGGAUUCAAACCUAGGUUCCCUGAUUCUAAGUAUAGUGUUCUUUCCACUCCCACACUUGCCACCCAAUUUGCUUGUGUUGUCUGAAAUUUUCCUAAUGUUUAGUGAUGUUAUAAAAAACAAUAUUGGAUUUGGAGUCAGCAAACCUUUGGUUUGAAUCUUGCUUCUGUCACUAACUUUUCAGCCUUCAGCAGGUCACAAUUAAGAGGUUUCCAAACUCUCAAUUCCCUUAUCUCUAAAGUGAGGAUUAUUUAAUAUGUCUGUACCUUGCAGGGUUAAGAGGAAAUUGGUUUGUAGACCAUAACUUGUUAGAGAAAUUUAGGUGGUUAUUAUUGUUAUACAUCUGUGAGAAGGGGAUUUGUGCCCAGUUGGGCAGAUAAGAUAGGAAGUGGCCCUCAUCACAGUAAAUUCCCAAAACCUUUCAUGACAGUUCUUAACAUUGUUUUCUUAGGCUAUUUAAUCACCAUUCCAUGUUCUUGUCUUAGUUCAGCAUUCUGAAUCCCUCUUUUACCAUGAAUGUGUUAAUAUCCGUCAAACCCUGAAAUUUAAUAAAGAUAAUAGAUCCAUCAAAA